AUGCCCGCACCAUUCACCGCAUCGUGGCGCCUCCGGGGCAGAAGUGGGUGGACGGCACUCAGCGGCGUGCCAUCGGAGGCACCAUGGCCAAGGCUGGUGCCAAGUACAUCAACAAGGGCGGUGCCAGCGGCAUCAGUGACCUUGCAGGCAGCGUGUCGCAGAGUUCGUGCUUUCUGCCUCAGCUUUCUUACCGUCCAGGGCAUACCCAGAAGAACGGCGAGGAGCUCGGAGGCCUGA
Symbiodinium sp. CCMP2456 is the source of this 237-nucleotide messenger RNA. The record is from the annotation of a GenBank genome assembly. NCBI's taxonomy places the organism in Eukaryota, Dinophyceae, Suessiales, Symbiodiniaceae.